AUGGCAACAGAGACUAAAAGGAUGUUACUCAUCAGCUCUCUCCUUCCUCAACCACCAAAGAAGAAACCGGUGAACAAUGCCACCGCCAGAGUGAUGACUAACAAGAAAAUGGUCAGCCCCUACCCUAAUGGAGAGGCUCUCAGCACGCUGCCCUAUGGGUGGAAACUGAGUCCCAUGGUGGGGGCUGUAUACGGACCAGAGAUCUACGCAGUCCCUGGUUUUCCUUACCCAUCGGCGGCAGCAGCAGCAACGACAGCAGCAGCAGCAGCGUUCCGCGGCGCCCACCUCCGGGGCCGGGGUCGUCCCGUUUACAGCGCCGUACGGGCCGCCGUGCCUCAGCCCGCCAUCCCUGCCUACCCUGGCGUGGUGUAUCAGGAUGGGUUUUACGGAGCUGCAGACUUGUAUGGAGGCUACCCCGCUGCCGCCGCUGCUGCUGCCUAUCGCUACGCUCAGCCCGCUGCUGUAACCGGGGCGACGGCCGCCGCCGCCGCCUACAGUGACAGUUACGGCCGGGUGUACACCACAGAUCCCUACCACGCUCUGACCCCGGCCGCCGCCGCCGCUUACGGCGUGGGAGCCAUGGUGAGAUCGGCCUCGGUGUAUCCUUACGCAGUCCCCUCCGACCUGUCCCAGUCCUCUCAUAGCUCUCUGUCUGCUGGUCUCUUUCAGGCCAGCCUAUACCGAGCGGGAUACAGCCGGUUCGCUCCGUACUAA
Molecule: messenger RNA, 714 nt
Organism: Menidia menidia (Atlantic silverside)
Lineage: Eukaryota; Metazoa; Chordata; Actinopteri; Atheriniformes; Atherinopsidae
Source: the annotation of a GenBank genome assembly